CAUCAUCCACUUCCUUCACAAAACUUUCACCUAAACCUACCAAGAAACCAGCCCCUCAUGGUAUCCUCAGCAGCCGGUUGCUUGGCCCCGCUACAACUUCUAGUUUGUUUCUUUUUUUUUUUUUGGCUUUUUUUUUGGACUCUGGGUUUUGUUGUUUACGUUGUUUUAGUUUCUGGGUAUUGGAGAAUUUAAUGAAAAUUUUCAUUUUUAAGUGAAAAUUGUAGUUUUUAAGAUUCUGGGUAUUAGAUAUUUCAGCGAAGUGUUUCAUUUUUAUGUUUUUUUUGGAUUCUGGGUAUUGAAGAAUUCGUUGAAAUGUGUAGUUUUUAAGUGAAAAUUGUAUUUGUUUUAGAUUCGGGGUGCUUUGUUCUUUGUGUUGGUUGGAGAAUUCAGUGAAAUGUGUCAUUUUGAAGUGUAAAAACUGAAGUCUUGAUUUUGUUGUGUUUAAUGCAGAGGAUUCAAUGGAGAAAUUCUCAGAGGAGAUAUCUUCUAUAUUAUGUGUUGGGGCUUCUGACAGUUCACGGGACUAAGAAGAAAUGACCAACAAUAGGAGUUCUUUAGGGAGAGUAUUGUACAUACCAUGGCUUUCAAACUUGUCUAACGAUAACAUAUCACCUAAGCAGAAAGAAGUUUCACAUGAAAGGAAACAGAAAUGGGUUUUCAAGAAAACCCAGGUUAAUCGAUUUAACCAGUUAAUAAAGAUGUGUGGAAAUAAACUGGGUACAAAAGUUACUAUGGAGGUUUUUUAUAAAUUGGGAAGAGAAACUGGUUUGAAAGAGUACAAUGCAUUAAUAGCAGUUUGCUUGGCUAGGACCAGCGAUGAUGAAGAUGUUGCUUUGGAACAUAUUUCUGAGGCUUUUAGAACUUUUAAGAAAAUGAGGGAACGGGGAUUUCAGGUAGAGGAGGAAACUUAUGGUCCAUUCCUUAGGUAUUUUAUUGACAUGGGUAUGGUAGAAGAGUUUCAUUUUUUCUGUGGACCUAUCAAAGAAGGGAAUCCGAGUUCUCUUUCAAGGUUAGGUUACCAUGAGAUGCUGUUGUGGAUUAGAGUCAACAAUGAAGAAAAGAUUCUAGGACUUUGUAAUUAUAUUGCAGCUGACAAUGGGGAAGAUGAUUUUGAAUUAAAAGAAAAUUAUUUGUCAGCACUUUGUGUAACUGGAAGGAAAAAGGACCUCAUGCAACUGUUAGAAGUUAUUGAUGUAACAAGAAUUUCAUCUGUAAACCAAGUUGAAAAAAUGUUCCAAUCAUUGGGGAGGCUUUCAUUAGAGUCAUUCACUGAGAAAUUCCUUUUGGCAGUCAAAAAAUGUGGUUAUGGAAUGGAUGAAAUCUCGAGGCUCAUCUUUAGUUAUGCUAGCGGCAUUCCUAAUUUAGCGGUGCAUCUAGUUCUUGACAUAGUUGAACAGAUGUGUGAAGAGGGUUUGAGCUUGUCUAUAGAGACACUACAUGGCUUAUUGCAUGCUAGCGAGGAGAGUUAUGAGUAUAAUUUGGUUUGGAGAAUUUAUUCUCUGAUUUGCCACCAUAAUUUGAAACCAAAAGAUGGGACCUUCAGGAGUAUGAUAAGUUUGUGUGUGAAAAUGAAAGAUGUCGGCAUUGGUGAUUGGGUUUUGUCUUUUUUUGUUGGGCUUUUCGAGGUUUAUGUUUGUUGGGUUUCUCAGCUUUGGGUGACCUCAACAAUGAUCUUUUACAGUGAGAUUCCUAUAAUUCAUGGCCACAAAGAUCAAUUACAACUCUUGAUUGCUGCUGAGCUGGAGAUUAAAGUAGUAUUCGGUUUAUUACAUGAGAGAAUGACAAUAAGGGUUAAUGAAUAAAAAUUUUCAUGAUUUCAUGCUGAGCUCACAUUAAAAGGUCUCAGUGAAUUGAUCUUUUCUAGAUUAAAUUGAAUUCCAAUUUGGAAAAGUUGAACGAGUUCGGGCCACUCGUGAUGCUAUGACCACAGCUUGUUCAAAAAAAUGUGAACUUGUUCUAACAGCUUCUAGUGUUCACAUUUAUUGACUUUAGUGUUGUAUCUUUCAUUGCCUCAGAAUAUUCUAGAUUGGUCUGUUCUUCUAACUAUAAUAACGAGAAAAAGUGAAUUGGUUAUUACUUUUAUAUAUUGAUAAGGAAUUUAAAUUUUUCAA
Durio zibethinus is the source of this 2111-nucleotide messenger RNA. The record is from RefSeq and is a predicted model, not a curated record. NCBI's taxonomy places the organism in Eukaryota, Viridiplantae, Streptophyta, Magnoliopsida, Malvales, Malvaceae.